This is a messenger RNA of Vombatus ursinus (common wombat), 552 nucleotides long. Its product is annotated as interferon alpha-16-like. Gene Ontology annotation, molecular function: type I interferon receptor binding; cytokine activity. Gene Ontology annotation, biological process: defense response; response to exogenous dsRNA; B cell proliferation. The coding region runs from base 1 to 552 and encodes 183 amino acids. Gene Ontology annotation, cellular component: extracellular region. The record is from RefSeq and is a predicted model, not a curated record. NCBI's taxonomy places the organism in Eukaryota, Metazoa, Chordata, Mammalia, Diprotodontia, Vombatidae. The transcript has a single exon.
AUGACCUUCUGCAGCUUGUUGUCAGUUGCCCUGGUGCUGCUCUACUCCAGCAUCCUCUGCUCCCUGGGAUGUGACCUGUCUCAGGGCCUCCAGGAAGACUUCUCACUUCUGAACCAAAUGAGCACAUUUUCCCUGGUGCCAUGCCUGAAGGACAGGAUCAACUUCAACUUCCCAAAGGAAGCCAUGGAAGGCAACCAGCUCCAGAGGGAAGAUGCCAAAGUCAUUGUUCAUGAGAUGCUCCAGCAGAUCUUCACCCUCUUCAGCCAGAAUGCUGCUCCUGCUGCCUGGAAUCAGACCCAGGUCAUGCAACUGCUCAUUGGACUGGAUCAACAGAUGGAGAAACUGGAGAGGUGUCUUGCACAGAAUGUGGAGUGGGAAGAGCCUUCUUUAGGAAGUAAGAACUCCAGGCUGGCCCUAAGGAGCUACUUCCAAGGGAUGAGCCAGUACCUGGAAGGCAAAAAGUACAGCCACUGUGCCUGGGAACUCAUCCGAAUAGAAAUAAGGAAAUAUUUUCUGUUCAUGAGCAAACUCACAAGGAAAUUCAGGGACUGA